AUGGGAUCAUGUUUAUCAACACGGAAAUCUGAUGAAAUUGUAUGGUUCGAAUUACCAUUUGAUGUAAGAAGAUUAUUAAUCGAUUCAAUGGAUUUUGAAACGAAAGCAAGAUUUUCACAAUGUUCAAUAGAUUGUUUGAAAGAAGUUAGCGAAACUCGAAAUUUUAUCGACGAAAUUGUUAUAGAUGGAGGUGGAAAAGGGGAACAUCGCAAUUUCUGUAUCACAGUGCUUUCAAAAACAGAAGACGCAUGGUUUUUUAAAAUCAAAAAAUUGGAAGAAAAUUGCAUUGUUAAUUGGGAAACAAAAAACAAUGAACUUAUUUCACAAAUAACAUUUGAAAAUCAAGAUAUUAUCGAAAUUCUUUUGAAAUAUUUUAAUGGAUUGGUGAAGAAAAAUACGAAAAGUUUGAAAACUAUUUGGAUUCCUAUGGUAAGUUUUAUAUUAUUAUUGUCUUGGUUCACAAUGUUUUUUUGCAGGACGAUUUUCCUUAUAAUCGAACAAAUAUCAACAAUUUGAAAUGUGUAAAUAUGAAAAGUUUGGUACUUUCAGAAAAUAAAUAUGAAAAAAUUGACCCGAUUUUGAGUGGAUUUGUGAACAUCGAUACAAUUUCUCGUUUUCAUUAUCAUAUCGAAUUUCCCAAUCUAACCCUCGAUGAUUUGUUCAAAUUAAGAUCAAUCAAGCGAACAUUAUCCAAUCCCAGAUUUUCAGUGGAUGAAUUCGACAAUUUUUUGCGACGUAUUUUGGUUGAAGAGGAAUCUGAUGAACAAAUUAAAAGAAUUGUGUUGAGUUUGAAAGAAAUUGCAAUUGAAAAUCAUGAUAUUUUAAUUCGAAUUGUCAAAAAAUAUACAAGGGAAGCUCGUAUAAAUUUCAUGGAAGGACAUUCGGAAUGGCAAAUUGUAUGGGCAUUUGUGCGAAGAUCAAAAAAGUGGAAACAUCGACAUCAUCGUAUUAUUCUGAACGAAGAUUGUUUUGAUUAUUCAAUGAUGUAUUCACCGAGUUAUCUAUGA
Molecule: messenger RNA, 1007 nt
Organism: Caenorhabditis angaria
Lineage: Eukaryota; Metazoa; Nematoda; Chromadorea; Rhabditida; Rhabditidae
Source: the annotation of a GenBank genome assembly